CGAUGAUAUAAAAAAGAUGCAAAACGAUAAAAAUGUGUUUGUAUUGUAUGUAUAUGCGGCUCUUAGCUGAAGAAAAAAUCAUCAAUGUCGAAAUAUAAUCAUUAGUGAUACUUUCUCAACGGAUGAUAUAAUGUAAUAUUUGCUUUGCUUUGUAUGCAAAUAUAUAAUUUACUAAGAAGAUUAAAAAUAGGAUUUUAAAGAUCCUGUAGCAAUAUUCUAACCUAUAAACUGUGUAUUCUUAUAUGCAAAAUAACUUCUUCAAAUUGGAAGCACUUUAUAAAAAAAAUAUUUACAUGCUUGACAAGUGUAUAAGUGGAAUACUUUAUCAAUGACAAGAACAAUAUAAUAUUGAUUGUGUGUGUGUACAUGUUAUUCAAAUUCUGACAUUCUUUCAAGUCAAAUACACAAUACAUAUUAAUUGCAUCAAAAGCAAAUAGGAAAAUUUUAUAACCAUGGCUGCGGCAAGAGAAAAGCGUGCAAACGCUGGCAAUAAAAUGGCAAGAUUGUUAAAUGAGGAAGAGGAAGACGAUUUCUACAAAACUACGUAUGGUGGUUUUGAUGAAGUGGAGCAAGAUAAUGAUUACAUGGAAGAAGAUGAGGCAGAAGAUGAGGUAGAUUCAGAUUUUAGUAUUGACGAGAAUGAUGAGCCAGUUUCUGAUACUGAGCAAGAGGGGCCAAAAAAGAAACGUAGAUUAGUAACAAAAGCUUAUAAAGACCCUAAAUCUGCUACAUUGCAUACUCAAUCAACACCAAGAGAAAAGAAGAUUAGACAACCAAAACAAGAUAAAAUUUUUAUAGAUAGCAUAGAAAGAAAAUCAAUACGCCGUUCUACUGCGGCAAAGUCAGCAGCUACACAAAAACGUUUGCGUGAAAGAAAUCAAGAUCAAAGACGAAAGAUAAAAGUUAUAAGACAUAAUACAUGGAAACCAACACAGGAAGAAUUAUUAGAAGAAGCCUUACAAACAGAAGAAAUUAACAUGAAAUCGUUAGAAAAGUAUCAAAAAUUAGAAAGUGAAAAAAAGACUACUAGAUCAGUGAGAAAGACGCAUGUGGGAACAAUGAUUAAGUAUCAGUCAUUAUCUAUGCCAGUCAUGAUAUUAUCUGAGACAUAUGUAAAUGAAGAUGAAAAAAUCAAUGUCGAAUGUGAUGAUGAGAAAAAUGUAAAUAUAGUUUCUAAUAACACAGCUUCUGACGGCUCCCUAAAAGAAGGAAGUGGAACAGAAUCGAAAGCAGAUGGAAAAGAUAUUAAGGAGGAAUCUGUAGAUAUAACUCCUGCUUCCAUUAAAGAGAAAGAUAUUCAUGCUGAAGAAACUGGAACGUUUUAUGAACGUACAUUUAUUACUUUUGAAAACGAACAGUCGUACUUGGAUGUGUUUAAAAAAUCCACACAACAAAGACCUCCAUUGAAAGCUCUUUGUGCAAUUACGCGAUUGCCUGCCAAAUAUUUAGAUCCUAUGACACAGUUACCAUACAAAAAUGUACAGACCUUUCGACUGCUUCGAGAAGCAUAUUAUCAACAGUUAGAAGCUCGGAAUGAUCUUAACGAUACUUCUCAAAGUCCAGAAUUAUUGCGAUGGAUUGAAUGGCGACAGAAGAACCAUGCUAAUGCACAGAAAAAUACUAUUCGUCUGGAGCCAGCAUCCUUACCUGCACCUCCAUAGUCUUUCUUGCUUAAAUAUUCCAUAUUGAUAAGUUUUGCUACAUUUUUUGUUAAUAUAUACUCUAAUAAAUCAUUAAAGUAUUUAUUCCACAUUAAUACUUUUGUAUACAAUAUUCUUAUAAUAUCCAUUAAAAAAUGUAUAAGUAGCAAAAUGUAAUAAUGAUUAUUCUUGUUGAGAACUACAAAUAGAAGUAGUUUUCAUAUAUAUUAUAGCUUUAUGAUUUCAAGAAUAUUCUACACAUCAUAAGAUAAAAUAUUACAUUAUCUGAUAAUAAGUUAUAUUUCACAAGUUUUACCGCAACUUGCUAUUACAAAUAUCAGCUUUGUAAAAUAUAGAUUAUUAAAUAAUAGAUAUAGUAUAUACAUAUGAUACUUUAUUUUUUGUAAGGAGCAACAGUUCUAUCAUGUAAAUAUGUUGUUGUAAAAUGUAUUUUUACGAUGUAAAAAUAAUAAUUAUAAGCAUUUAUGGAUAUACGCACAUUACAAACAUUACUCUUAAAAGCAAAUUUGAUAUUUUAUUAAUAAAAUAACGAAAUACACAAA
Formica exsecta is the source of this 2203-nucleotide messenger RNA. RefSeq names its product vacuolar protein sorting-associated protein 72 homolog (gene YL-1). Bases 453 to 1661 code for a protein of 402 amino acids. Gene Ontology annotation, molecular function: ATP-dependent H2AZ histone chaperone activity. Gene Ontology annotation, cellular component: nucleus. Gene Ontology annotation, biological process: regulation of DNA-templated transcription; chromatin remodeling. NCBI's taxonomy places the organism in Eukaryota, Metazoa, Arthropoda, Insecta, Hymenoptera, Formicidae. The record is from RefSeq and is a predicted model, not a curated record. The transcript is spliced from 7 exons.